Molecule: messenger RNA, 3776 nt
Organism: Xyrauchen texanus (razorback sucker)
Lineage: Eukaryota; Metazoa; Chordata; Actinopteri; Cypriniformes; Catostomidae
Gene: elf1
Product: E74-like ETS transcription factor 1
Exons: 9
Coding region: 638-2578 (646 amino acids)
Biological process (GO): cell differentiation; regulation of transcription by RNA polymerase II
Cellular component (GO): nucleus
Molecular function (GO): DNA-binding transcription factor activity, RNA polymerase II-specific; sequence-specific DNA binding
Source: RefSeq, a predicted model, not a curated record
GAAAAUGUGAGCGCAAGGAAUUCCCCACGCAGUGAAAACAGUGUAACCUUAUGUUAGGCAAGAGAAACUGACGAAGCUUACUUUGAGCUAGGAACAAUGAAUUUUCACAACAUUCCUUUCUUUCGCUUAAGAGAAUUAAGUCAUUUAAAUUUAAAGAAGAGCCCCUAAACUGAAGCGGACAGGAGGACUCGAAUGAUAACAGUUUGUUAAGGAAUUGUUUCAUCUGUAUCCAUCACUUAGCCCAUGUUAAACCUAAACUUUCUAUCUGUAAAGUAUGGCACAUUAGGAUAAAAAGAUUUAGAUGCCUCAGACGCAGCUGGAGCAGGACUGUGUCUCAGAGCGAGAAGAACCCUCCAUCACACAGUCUUCAUUGCUCUGAGCUCUCUACCACCCUGUCCAUCACUUCAGCUGGAAAAAAACAUCAGCGGUGUACAAGACCAAAAAGGGAACACUGUUUUUACCUAACAGUGCCUCUCGUUUUGUGAAAGCAGCAGAUUAUCUCAGCAGUGUUGCUGCCACAAAGUGCUUCCUGUGCCGAGGGGUGUGGUGCGGAGCUAAGCGGUCCGGGGAGUGUGCGGAGGGGUAGGAACCCUCUGCCCGUCAGCCAGUGUCCCACCCUCUCUUUCCCAACAACACCAUGACCACUGUGGUCCAGUCCAGCGAGCUCGUCUUUGAGUUCGCCAGCAAUGGGAUGGAUGAAAUCAAUCAGCUGGAUGACCCUUCAGUGUUUCCAGCGGUGAUCGUGGAGCAAGUGCCUGCCGCAGACCUCAUGCAGGUGUACUCUGGACUGGAGGCCGAUGAGGUGACUAAUGGCAUCAUGGUGGAUGGCAUGGAGGAUGUGGUGGAAGAGAACAUCAUGGGAGAUGUGGGCCUAUCUGUAGAGACUUCAGUCUCAGGUGGAGAGGACAAUAUGGAGACCAUUGAGGCAGCUGAAGCCCUGCUGAACAUGGAAUCUCCUAAUAACAUCCUGGAUGAGAAGCGCAUGAUUCACACAUAUGGGUCAAUGCUGGAAUCACCCCUGACCUACAUUUCCCUGCGUCCAGAGCAGCUCUCAAAUGGCUGCAUGGAUGUUAAUUUGGAUGAGGAUACGUCCUCCAUGGAUGAGACCCCUCAAAAGAACCUCUCCAAGCCUGCCAGGAAACCCAAAGUGCGUAAACCAAGACCGGUGCGGCCUUGCUCUCCCAUUACCAAUCCCGCUCUCCCACUGAAGAAAAAAAGCAAAGAGGGCAAAGGUAACACUAUCUACUUGUGGGAGUUCCUCCUGGCCUUGCUGCAGGACAAAAACACCUGUCCCAAAUACAUCAAGUGGACGCAGAGAGAGAAGGGCAUUUUUAAGCUGGUGGACUCCAAGGCUGUGUCUAAGCUGUGGGGGAAGCACAAAAACAAGCCUGAUAUGAACUACGAGACCAUGGGCAGAGCACUCAGAUACUAUUACCAGAGGGGUAUACUGGCCAAGGUUGAAGGACAGAGGCUUGUUUACCAGUUUAAGGAGAUGCCAACAGAUCUUGUCAUUAUUGAUGAGGAUGAUAGUCAAGGGGACGACCACAGCGCUGGGUACGGAGGGCACCGCUCGGCCCUUCACGGACGGAGCAUGGGGCGCAGUACAUCGCGCGCACAAGGAAGAAGCUCUGGAGGCACACAGGUGAGGUCAGUGAAGAGAGAGAUGAGCCCUGGGCUGACCAGUAAUGGAAAACAAGCAGAACAGCUGCUGCAGACUAUCCAUGUUCUGCAGCCAAACCAGGGAGCUGCUGUCCCAGUGCCUGCACACUCUGUAAGGACUAUUAAUAUGCCAGGCACUGUUCCAAUGGUCCUCACAUCUGGAGCACAAGGAGGAGGUCAGGUCACCCUGCAGACCCUGCCCCUGUCCUCUGUCCUGACCAAUGGUGAUUCCUCCACUCACCCCUCCCCGCCUCGGGUCAUUCUCCACACUGUGCCUUCCACCAGCCCUGGGGGUAAAGAUGUGCUCACCAUCCAGACUGCCUCUAUGACGACCGACAGCAUCCAGCACCAGCAGCUCCUCGUGUCUCUGGGCUCAUCCAGCGGAGGGGUCAUCAGCACCACCCCCCAGCAAGCCGGGUCUCUUAAUGGCAUCACCCGCAUGGUCACCCUCAACGCCAAUGGGCAACCCGUAGUGGCCCAGCAGCCCGGAACAGUCAUCGCCACUGUCCUGAAGCCCAGCGAGCUUCAAGGCCUGCAGGUAAAAGAGGAGAUGCUAGACCCCCAGUACCUUCAGUGUCUGGUCAAUAGCAACCCCACCGUGACCCCAUACUGCAAAGAGGAGAUGGAUGAGGGUGUGGCGGAGCUGAGCUACAGGACUGUGAUCAUCAACAAUGCAGGUCAGGAGCUGAACCAGACCAUCAACAGACACUCAGACAUGAGCUUCAAGCUGGCCAGCAGUCCCAGUGAGGGUCUCACCCCUGUGGAGGAGCUGGAGGUGAGGGGUGAAGUGGCUUUGCAUCCAGAUCAAGAGGCCAAAGAGCUGUUGGAGGCCUCUGAAGGUCUGCAAGAUCUGCCGGUCUCCAUACAGAUACCUGCGUCCCACUUCAUCCAGGUAAAAUCGGAACCUGUUGAGACCUAAACUAUCUGCAGAAGCAGAGGAAUGUGGACAUAAUCGACCAACACAUGAAAACAAAGACAUGGUCCGAUUGUUAGAAUGUGCUUUGACCUGUUGUUUACUCAAAGUUAUUGUGCCUAAAUCUGAACAUUUAAGGGAUAGCGACCACAAUGUCAUAAAAGCUCUUUUGGCUAGUUCUCUGACACCCCCUCCAAAUCCAACAGAAGAACAGCCAUUCUCAAACCAGGGAUAUUCCCACCAUAUGUGCCAGUUGAGAUGUUUCUGUCACUGCUAACUCAUCUCCACAGACGAAUCCAAAGACUUGAUCCAACAAAGGGACCAAAGGAGGAGUUGGUGGAUAGCCAAAAUGAAACCAACAACACACCAUUGACUCUUAAGAGAAAGACCAAAGUUGUUUGAGACUUGCGAGAUAAUUUUGUUUCUCUCUGAUGUAGCACCAUAUUCAUGGACUUCAAAACCCCCAAAAGUAUGCCUUUUGGAAUAAGACUGAGAGUGCCUCAUGAAAAGCCUGCAGGUGGUUAAUACUUUGUUUUGGAAUUUAUGUUUUGAAGGGGGAAAUUGUAUGAUUCACUCUCAUAAUAGUGCUGACCAGGUUAUUAGCUUUCCAUAACAUGCUAAUUUAAAGCACUGUGCUUUCAUGGAAAUGGGCAUUCCCUGUCCAAAGAGACAGUUUAACUCAACUUUGUUUGUACAUAUUAACCGAGUAGAGAGUAUAAUGACAAAUUCCCAAAUCAUCAGCUAAAGUAUUUCCCCAUUAUAAUCUUGUUCAUAUGAAAUGGAGCGCAGUAUAUGUAAAUGUAUAAUAUACAACUGAGAUUACAAUUUAUGGCCACAAAUUUAUUUAUUUUCUGAAUUUCUAAAUUCUGUAUAAAAAAGCCUUUUUUUUUUUUUUAAACAAAUGCAAAAAUGAGGGGAAAUAAAUAUAAAUAUGCAGAAUGUAGUGCUAAUUUUACCCAUAGCAAAAAACAAAACAACAAAAAAAAAAACAAUUCCAGUAUGUUUGUUUAUUGCAAGCUGUGUUUUUUCGAUUUAAAGCAUUCCAUGUAAUCUGCACACCUUUCAUAUUGUAUCUAUUUUUUCAUCAUAAGGGGAUACGAAAGUAGCUUUAUGAGAUUGAACUUUAUCAUGCUGUUCUUAUACACUGUUAUGUGUUUAAAGCCAUUUUUACAGAGCAUACUUGCUAUAAAUGCUGUGUCCUUUG